Cryptotermes secundus is the source of this 4440-nucleotide messenger RNA. RefSeq names its product nuclear pore membrane glycoprotein 210 (gene Gp210). Lineage: Eukaryota; Metazoa; Arthropoda; Insecta; Blattodea; Kalotermitidae. Gene Ontology annotation, cellular component: nuclear pore. The record is from RefSeq and is a predicted model, not a curated record.
UGGCAGUCUUGUUACAUCCGUAACAUUUAUGAAAUAUAAACUUUUCGUGAUUCAGCCUGAAAUUUACAUAUAAGUUCAUAACGCAUGAUAUAUAUAUAUCUAUUGGUAAUCAAUUUACAGACGGAUUUGGAAUCAAGAUUGUUAUACUUUACAUACAUCAUGGCAUGGGUCGGUUUCCGAGGUUCUAAGUAGUCCGUUUUGCUGGGUCCGACCGGUCGGUCCGACUGUGAAAUGAUAGUAUGGCGGGUAGUUGGAAAGUUGCUGGAAUAAUUACUGUCCUUUUGGUCAUUUUUACAGUACAUGCACAGAUUUCAAAAUUAAACGUUCCUAGAGUCCUUCUACCGUUAUUCAAAGAGUUCUGUACGAAGUUUACUUUGGAGGUGUCUGACACAGGAUGUUACAAAUGGAGCACUUCCCGUAUUGACCUGAUUCGGCUAAUACCACCUGAGAAUGAGGACUUUGGUAGUGAUUGUUCAAGUAGUGUUAUUGUCUCUGCUAUUUCAAAAGAAAGGAAACGGAACACAGCAAUUGUGUUUGCAGAAGAUAAACGUUCUGGACUUAUUUUGAGAUGUGAUGUGAUUGUUGAUGUCAUCAGUUCCCUUAAUCUUGUUACAACCACAAGGGAAUUGUAUAUGGAAGAAGCACCAGAAGCUUUUGAAGUCAGAGCUUAUGAUGAUCAAGGCAAUGAGUUCUCAACCCUUGAAGGAGUGGAGUUUCAGUGGAGUCUUAGUAACUGGAAUGCCCAUCAAGAGAGCAGCACCAACAGUGACUGUAAUGUUCUCCAACUCAUUACAUUUAGGGAUUCCACAUAUGAGACCCCACCCACAGUAAAAGUGUUUGAUGACAUUGGGAAGCAUGGUCACAUUGUCCUGUUGGAAGGAAUGAAGACAGGUGCUGCCAAGGUAUCAGUCCGACUGCCCCAUGCCGAGUACCAGCAUGUCCCUGCCAUUGAUAUGCAGCUCAUGGUGGUAGCCAACCUCAUUAUCGAUCCAGCUGACAUCUAUCUGCUAAAAGGAGAUUCAGUGCAGUAUCGUAUUCUGCAAGUGCACCAUGGGCGUCUGGAGGAGAUAGUGCUGCCCUCACAGCAGUACUUUCUAGAACUGCAGGACAGUACUGUUGCUGCGAUAAAUGAGCACACGUCUGUUGUGAUGGCACUGAUGGAAGGGAAGACAAGGGUGCUGCUGCACGAUCGUAAUGUAGAUGAGAAGGAGGCAGGAAUUCGUCUCCCGAGUGCCACACUCACUGUCUGUGACCCACACUACCUCACCUUAGCUAUCCUGCCCCACCGGAAUUGGGCUCUUAUGAUUGAUGAACACUAUGAAAUUGUGGUGGAAAUAUAUGACAGUGAUGACCACAAGUUCCACAUUGGGGAUGGAGUCCAGGUCUCAGCCUCAAUCCCAAAGGAGUACUUUCAUGUUGAGUACAGCACAGACAACAACACGCACCAUUAUGGCUGGCCAGAGAAAGUAGGCACAGCACAGGUGAAUGCCACUUUGGAAGGAGUAAGAAAUUCAUUUGGGAUUCUGAAUCCAACUCCAAGGAUCUCUACAGUUGCUGCCAUGUUGAUCUACAAUCCAGUUUCUGUUCACCCAUCUCUAGUCACAUUGCCUUGGGAUCCUAUCAUACAGCCUAAACAUGAAGUGUCUUUAAAUGCUUCUGGUGGUGAUGGGAGCUUCGUUUGGAGCAGCUACAACACAUCAAUUGCUGUGGUGACACAGACUGGCAUUGUGAAAACACAAGCACCGGGUCAUACAGAGAUUUCUGCUGCGAUGACUCGCAACCAUCACAAUCGAGCAGUGGCCAGUGUUUAUGUCUUACCAGCUAGCCACCUGCAGAUAGUGGAGUAUAUGCUAGAAGCUGAAAUCGGAUCCCUGAUACAUCUGCAUGUGGCUAUGUUUGCAGAUCGGCCUGAUGGGCCACACCCUGCUAAUACCAGGAUUCCUUUCACUCACUGCAGUGACCUUCCUCUCACAGUCAAAACCUGGAAUGAUAAUUUUCGGAACUCAUCCUUAAAAACUACACCUGUUGGCAUCGCGUGCACCACAGUUGCAGUUGUUGGCCAUGCUGUGGGAACUUCAAAAGUGUCUGUAUCCUACAGUUUCAGGGAACACACCAUGACAGACAGCACUGUCAUUGGUGCUUACAGACCACUCACAGUCACAUAUCCUCCAUCAGGAGAAACUGUUUUGGCAAUUGGAACCUCAAGAGAAGUAAUGUUUUUGGGAGGUCCACGUCCAUGGGUUAUCCAAUCCUCCGAACACAUCCAUCAAAUAAAUAUCGAGGGAGGCGAAGAGGUUAUUGAAAUAACAGAGUUAAACGAAAGGACUGCUGACUACCCUGAUGUUUAUAUAUACAGAGUUCUGUGCAGAAAGCUAGGUGAGGUGGACGUGACAUUGCAUGUCACAAAUAAGCCAUCAAUAGGGCAUAGCAAAAGAUCGAUGUCCAUGGCCACCCUCAAGGUUCGAUGUGCUGAGCCACGUUAUGUCAGUUUGACCUCUGCACUCAAGGUGCCUGACAGCUCUUCCUGCCCCUUGAAUCUGAAUUCAGAGAAAAUUGUGAUUCAGAACUACAAGCAGGUGGAGCUGCUCGUGAUAGUGAAGGAUGAACAUGGCCAUGUGUUCGAUAAUGUAACAAGUCUGUACUUUGAUUGGAAGCUGUCUGACACCUUGCUCGGAACAAUACAGGAGAAAGGGACGAUAAUUGCAGAGGAUUUGCAGGAGAAAGAUAUUACUGUGCCACACAGAUAUUAUCAAGUGCUGAAACCAAAAGCAAGAACUGGGGUCUUGGAGAUCACAGUUGCAAUUGUGGCAUAUCAGACACACAUGCUGUCUCUCAUGGACAUUGUACCUGAAGAUCCACCUUUCAGGAUUAUCAGCGACAGGGGUCAUGUUUUUACACCAGAAAUUGCUGCUGCUUUGAGUCUGAUACUUGUGAAUGACACCAUCAUAACCCCAAAUCGCACAUCAGUUUUCAAUCAUCCUCAGAACACUGUGAAUCUUCAGGUGAGCCAGGGUUCAGGCUACUAUGAAUUUGUGCUCAGCUCUGAAGAAAUAGCAGAUGUUAACUAUUUGGAAAAUACAAGAGUUCUGGAAGUGAUUCCAAAACUUGAUGGCUUGCUGAAGCUUGCUCUUGUUGAUCUGUGUCUGGUGUCCAAACCUGCCAUUGCUGAGAUCCAAGUUCUUGGUGUUGGCAGCAUCAGUGUGGAAGUUCCUGAGAGAGUAGAGCGAGGACAGAGUGUUUCUGCUAUAGUUCGCCUGUAUGAUGCCGUGGACAACCUACUUCCUAUUCCAGCCACAGAAUUCUUGGACUUGAGACCUGUACCAGACUCUGGGAUCAUCAGCAUGAAAUUGCAGCAGCAAGACAGAAAGGUGCCGUUGGCCUUGGGGGAGAUACGGUAUACAGUGACAGGACUGGAACUUGGCGAAACAGGUUUGAAGUUUGUAAGUGGUAGAGGAAAGAGGGAGAUCCAGAGUCAGCGUGUUUUUAUUCAAGUGUUUCCACCUUUGCGGCUGUUCCCACGCAACAUGACAUUGAUUGUGGGGUCCAAAUUUCAGAUCACGAGUCGUGGUGGGCCUCAGCCAGAUGCGUAUGUUGAAUACAGUAUUGCCUCUGCUGGUGUAGUGAGUGUAAGUGCUUCAGGAGUUGUGACAGGAGAUAAACUGGGUGCUUCAGUGAUUACUGGUAAAGCUGUGGGUAUGAACAAGGCCACUGGACAGAGGGUUGUAUAUUCCCAAGAUUCGAUUGAUGUGAAUGUGAUUCAGUUGCAAGGAAUUAAGAUUCAUACACCUUUAACAAGAUUGAAGACUGGUACCACUAUGCCGGUAUGGGCACAAGGCAUUCCUAAUAUGUUAUCUCCAAUAAUCAUUGGCUCCAUGGAGCCAUCCCUAAAAUUUUCUUGGAGUGUGACAACAAGGGAGGUUGGUGUGGUGCGGCAUGUAUUUGAAGAUUUUGGCCUUGUUAUUGCAGAGGAAGAUAUGGUGUCAAUGCGGUUUACUGCUGUGUCUCCUGGUCGCACCUUUCUUCAAAUGGACGUAUAUUUCCCUCCAGAGAUGGGUGGCAGGGUGGAUGUGCCGCACUUUCGUGACUCCUUGGAGAUCGAAGUGUUUGAGGAGCUGCUGCUGAUACGCCCACCCUAUCCUCUGACUCAGCAGUCUCCAGUCCUUGUCUUGGCUCCAAACUCAGAAGUGCAAUUGAAAACAAACCGAGAUGGUUUUGCCAAGAAAGUUGUGUACAGUUUAGGAGGAAGACUUUUGCCAGUGGGGCACAGUUCUGCUGGCAAUGAAACUGUGAGUAAGGCACUGGCAGAUACCAACCAGUUCUUGACAGUGGAAGCAACAGGCCUUGUGAGGUCACACAAUCAACUGGGAAGGUCUGUGAUUAUGGUGGUAGCAACUGAAGACUUUGGCAUCAAACAGGUGCUCAGUGUCAGUGUGGAGGUGA